Molecule: messenger RNA, 608 nt
Organism: Eurypyga helias (sunbittern)
Lineage: Eukaryota; Metazoa; Chordata; Aves; Eurypygiformes; Eurypygidae
Product: F-box/LRR-repeat protein 4-like
Exons: 2
Coding region: 2-451 (149 amino acids)
Biological process (GO): SCF-dependent proteasomal ubiquitin-dependent protein catabolic process
Cellular component (GO): SCF ubiquitin ligase complex
Molecular function (GO): protein binding
Source: RefSeq, a predicted model, not a curated record
CAUGAUGGGAGCAAAAUGCAAAAAGCUUCGCAGUCUGGAUUUGUGGAGAUGUAAAAACAUAACUGAGAGUGGAAUAGCAGAAUUGGCUUCAGGCUGCCAGCUUUUGGAAGAACUUGAUCUUGGCUGGUGCCCUACGUUACAGAGCAGUACAGGCUGUUUCACAAACCUUGCACGUAAACUCCCGAACUUGCAAAAGCUCUUUCUUACGGCCAACAGGUCAGUGUGUGACACAGAUAUUGAGGAGCUUGCUGCUAACUGUACGCAUUUACGGCAGCUGGAUAUACUGGGGACGAGGAUGGUAAGCCCUGCAUCUUUAAGAAAAUUGCUGGAGUCUUGUAAAGAUCUUUCUUUACUCGAUGUGUCCUUCUGUUCACAGAUUGAUAAUAGAGUUGUCCUGGAACUGAAUGCCAACUUUCCUAAUGUGUUCAUAAAAAAGAGUUUCACCCAGUGACUCACUACAUAUGCUGCUGUGGAAUUCGUUUGACAAAGUUGUUUCCUGUGAAUUUGUGCUGACUUUUUUUUUUUUUAAGAAGAAUAUAAAUCCCCUAGGAAAUAGUGGAAAGUAUUAAUUGUCUACACAAAUGGGUAAAAUACAUUUAAAUCUAUUA